This is a messenger RNA of Plodia interpunctella (Indianmeal moth), 5672 nucleotides long. Its product is annotated as equilibrative nucleoside transporter 1-like. The coding region runs from base 252 to 1682 and encodes 476 amino acids. The transcript is spliced from 10 exons. Gene Ontology annotation, biological process: nucleoside transmembrane transport. The record is from RefSeq and is a predicted model, not a curated record. NCBI's taxonomy places the organism in Eukaryota, Metazoa, Arthropoda, Insecta, Lepidoptera, Pyralidae. Gene Ontology annotation, cellular component: plasma membrane. Gene Ontology annotation, molecular function: nucleoside transmembrane transporter activity.
ACAUACAGAAUGCCUAAUGAUGUGCGUGCUCCGAUAAUUUCUCUCCCUACCUAAAUAAUCCUAACGAGGUUCAUUACUCAAGCAUAUCUGUCCGUCUGUUAGUCCUUCCGUAACAAUAAACAGCCAAUUGAAGAUGAUUCGCCCAAGAUUGUCAACUUCAAAGUGCAUUAAAACUGAGUCUGCUUAGUUCGACCAGGCUUACAUACCACAUGCUAUCAGGGUUAUGAUAGAGCGCGCAUACAGCUGACACCAUGGUGAUGAGAAGCGAAGGUGAGAGCCUUCUCCGACCGGAGCAGAACCCUGUCGUAAUGUCGCAGUCCAGGGGAGCUGGGUGGGAGGCGGAGGGCGAGAAGGCGCCGUUCCUCCGGAACGAGCCAGUCAAGCUGACUCCAGCGUGGGAGGCCACCAACCUGCCCAAUGACACGCUCAACUUGAAAGGUAUUGCCAUGGACUUGGCUCCGCCGAAAGACAGAUGGAACCUGAUCUACCUUACGCUAAUUCUGCACGGUCUUGGGACCCUCACAGCAUGGAACAUGUUCAUCACGGCCAAGGAUUACUUCGUGAAGUACAAGUUGGUGGACCGACCAGACUUGGCCGACAACUACUUGGCGUACGUCGGCUGGGCCAGCCAGCUGCCCAAUGUUGUAUUCAACUGGCUCAAUAUAUUUGUUCAAAUUGGCGGUAACCUGACAACGCGUAUUGUGUGGUCGCUGUGCAUAGAAGUGGGUAUCUUUGUGUUCACGAUAAUAUUGGCCAUGUUGGACACGCAAAGUAUACCCGUUGUGUUCUUCUGGCUCACCAUGAUAUCUGUGCUGCUUCUCAACGCAUUCAACGCGAUCUUCCAAAACUCAGUGUACGGGGUUGCCGCCCGCCUCCCCCCCAAAUACACGGGGGCUGUGGUGUUCGGGUCCAACAUCUGCGGCACCCUGGUGGUGUUCCUGGACUGGGGCUCCCACAUGUUCGGCAACAAGAGAACAGCGGCUAUAUAUUACUUUAUAGCCGGCAUAUUGGUGCUUUUGGUGUGUUUCGACACCUACUUCGCGUUACCUCUCAAUAGGUUCUACCGCUACCACGACACGCUGCAGCAGCGCUCGCUGCGCGCGAACCCCGCGCUGGCGGCCGCGCCGGCGCCGGCGCCGCGCGUGCGCUACGGCGCGAUACUGAGGCAGGCCUGGGUGCAGCUCUACAACAUAUUCGCCGUGUUCUUCGUCACACUUACCAUCUUCCCUUCGGUACAUUCAGAGAUCCAGCCAAUCACAGAAGGCUUCCUGGGGGCCAAUUUCGUGAGGAUCACAUGUUUCCUCACGUUCAAUCUCACUGCCAUGAUUGGGAAUAUCACGGCUAGCUUGUGGCAAUUUCCGUCUCGGCGCUGGCUGUCAGUGUUCGUGACGCUGCGCUUCCUGUUCAUCCCGUUCUUCCUGGUGUGCAAGUACAACGUGUCCGCGCGGCGGCUGCCGGUGCUCGUGACCAGCGACUACGUGUACUGGGCCGGCUCCGCGCUGUUCGGCUGGAGCUCCGGCCACGGCAGCUCCUUGGCCAUGAUGUACGUCAGCGGCGGAGCGGUGUCGCCGGCGCACGCGCCCGUGGCGGGCAUGCUGGGCUCGGCCACGUUGGUGUCGGGCAUCCUGGCCGGGCUGCUGUUCACGUUCGCGUGUCCGCUGCUCACGCAGCUCUCCUUCUAGCGGGCGCUUGCGCGUGCGCACGCCUACUGGGCGCUGCUGCGGCAUUCACCAGUGCUUGUGUUCACCGAAACUCGCUAACAUUUGUCGUUCGGUAGAUUAUCGAUAGUUGAUAGUAGAGAAAAUAGUAUCGAUUUAUAAUGUCGAUAGUUCUGAUUUAGACGAUACCGUCGAUAUUGUUGGUGAUUUAUUUAUUGUUAUCUACAUGUGUCCUAAACAAUGUUAUUUAAUUCCCAAUAUUUUUUAAAUAGAUAAUAUUAUGUGUAUAUUAAUUUGACGUCAUAUUGUGUUGUGUUGUUGUAAGCAAAUAAUAUCGAUUGCUAAGAUUUAAACGAUAUAAUCGAUAGUAUUGAUAAUGACAAUGAAGCUAUAGGUAAUGCUGGAGCCGGCACUGCUACGAACUUUUUUAUGUAAAUUACACAUGGUUCUAUCUCUUUCAUUUAACACUCUACCUCUCUUUCUCGCGUAUUGAAAGAUAUAGCUAUACCUAUACAAGUCUAACAAUUCGUAAGAAAGGGAGAUCGGAUCACGUAUGAAAAAAUAGCAAUAUCUGCGUGUAAAUACCUUGCAUCAGAAAGUUCUUAGCUAUACAGGCUUCAGUAUAUCUUUAACUUCAUAGUAAUAACAUAAUUGUCGAUAGUAUCGAUCACACUAUCGAUAUUCUAGACAAUUUUGAUAGUCGACUAUAUGGUUUAACUAUAACAUCAUGUGCUGUGAUUUAGGCAGUUCCAUCGAUAAUUUUAGUGUCUCAGCGAUCGACAUCUAUCUUAUACUAUGCUAUAUAAUUUCCGAGAUCAACUAUCGAUAACUAAACUGACGAUUCCUCGGCAAUACUGACAAGUGUAAAAUGUGACAGUGAAUUGUGACGUAAGUUUUUAAAUCGCACAAUAUAUCAAUAGUGUAUGAAGCAAUGUCUCUUUGACUAUUUCUUAGACAGGGUUAUGCUCACAGACGUGUAUCGAGAUAGAUGCUAAAUCGUGCUAUCUCUCUCAUCUGAUCGUUUUCUCGGUUUCUUCCCCAGCCAUUGAACGUCGGAGGUAGGAAUAGGGUCCGCUUUCCUACGUUUUUUUCUCCACUUUGUACGGUUUAUGGCAUCCCUAGUUGUCAGACCUUAUCAUUCUUAACGUACGCAUAUCGUUCCUGACGUAUGCCAAAUUGUCUUAUAAUAAUAUAGCUGUAAAAACUAUACCUUUAUCAUUAUUAAAACGCUCUGAUGACGUAGUAGUAGGUAUUGCUUAGCGGAUCCUGGGCUCUGACGUUCAACGUCUGUGGAAGAAACUGGGAAAAUGCUCAGAUACAUCAUGGUAGGUAUCAAAAACUGGCACACUCAGUUCCCAUACAGUUGCACAAAGAUGCGUUAUCUCAAUACCUGUCUGUGGUUAUGCUAAAUUAUUGACCUGAAAUAUGACUGCCCGGGAGGCUAAUAUAAUUAAUGUGAAAUACCAAUGAUAAAUGUGAAUAACAACAUAGGAAUCAGCUGCCGUUUGCAUAUCUCAAAUUUUUCCACCACAUCAAAAUUUGAUAAAAACUAUUGAAGAUUUGAAGUAUAACCUGGAAAAUAUUAAUGUUAGAAUAGUGAUAAGGAACGCUUAUAGAAAUUAGAUACCAUGUCAACUAGAAUACUCAUAACGUAAAUCUGUUUGGCAAAAUUGAUUAUUAAGUUUAUUUUUUAUAGAGAUUAUAAUUCGUAAAUUUGCCUCUUCUUGGCAAUGUUAAUAUUUAUAUGAGCGUUUUAGUUGCCAUGGUGGAAUAAUAAACGAUUGUCUUUCCAGUAAUUAAAAGACAUAGGAUUAAAUAAUAUCUAUGUAUAAUCUCCUGUGAUUUUGUUUUCUUUUCUUCGGCACAAUCAUACAAGAUUUUUACAAUAAAUAAUAGAAUAGGUAUGCUUUUUUAUUUCACCAAGAAAAAUUGUGAUUAUACAUAUAAUAUUGUUUAGUCCUAUAGGUAUAUAAUGGAUUUGCUUACGCUUAUGUGGUAUCGUAAAUUUAAGGGAUUACACUUUGUCCAAAACCGUUGACUCUUAUGUUUAAGGCGAUAGGAUACAAUAUCGCCUGGCAAACUGUUUUAUAAAUGUUGUUUAAUGUCUUAAUUUUGACUUUUGACCACUCAUUUUUGAUUGAUCAUGUGUAAAUAACAUCAUAAUUAUAUUGGAAUUAUUUAACGGGAUUCUACAAAUAAUUUACAAUAAACUUAAACAAAACUAAAUUUAGACACUAUAAUAAGGCUAUAAGUUGUUCAAGUUUGUAUGUACUAUAGAGAUUUUUUAUAGUAGCUAGUACAAAGCGUUUUGAAUUCAUACAAACAAAAAAACAUGAGUAUCGUAAUUAUAUCAUUAAGUUUAGUAUAUUUUGCAAAACUACUAAGCAAGUUAAUAUAUUUAUAAAACAUUAUCAAUUUAUAUGUUGCUAAUAAAUAUUUUUAUUGGUAUUAUAAAAAAUGAGGCUAAAUAUUGUGCUAUUCGUUUAAUUUUCGUUUCGAUAAUAGGUAAGGAAGAUCUUAUUUUAAAAUGUGUGAUGAUUACAAGAUCGUAUAACGCAUUUCGACAUUUUUUUUUCAUUUAUAGUUUUCAGUAAAAAAUUACAAUUUUAGGCCCUUUUAUUUAGCUGUUUAAAUUUUAUUUUUGAUCAGUGUGUAGUCACUCUUAGCUCUAUAUUUGAAAAGUAAUUAAAUCAUAACAAUAAACAGUUGUUAAUUCAUUAAUUAAAAAAUAAUUGUAACAAAAAUUUAAUAAUACAUAAUCACUUUUAUGUACCUAUAUUAUCGUAUGUUCAAGGAUUAUUCAAAAUCCUUAUAAUUAUUAUUAAUCCAAAGUGCUAUUACAUAAUUUAAAUAUAAUAGUCAAAUACUUGUUAUAUGUUGAUGUGCAUUUUCAUGCUUUUUAUAUGAUACAAAUGUAAAGACAUUUUUUUUCUCAAUUCACAAAAGUGUGAUUAAUAUUUUUGUCGUAUUUAGAAGCAUAAAAAUAGUUUUGAUUUUUGUCAGUUCAACCGUUGCAUUUUUAGAAUAUAGCUAUUUAUACAUCUGGCCAUAGUUUUGUACUAAUGUUAUUGUAAGAAUACCUCGUAUAUUAUAAAAUCAUGAUAUUAAUUAUAAUGCCGAUUCGAGUACAAUUAAACAUCAAAAUUUUAGGACUAAAAACGCCGCACACGGAGACGUCAAGUAUUAUUUUAAGUCCCUAUAUCUAUAUGACAGAAGGGUCAGUAUGAUUAGUGCGGCGGAAAAAUUGAAAAUUAUUAAUAUUGUUUGUAUUAAGUAUGCGGGCAUUUAUUUGUUAAGUGAUUACUUUGCCUUAUACCUCCUGAAAGGUUAUUGUAUGUAUCCACAAACAUUAUUUUUAAGGUUAUGGUACUACAUCAUUUUUAUUCAUUCUAUUUAAUACUAUAAAAAUGUUUGAUAGACUGAAAAAACUAACAUUGUUUUUAAGUUUACAUGACGUUAAUUCUAAGAAAACAAGCUGUCUCUUUUUAUCUCAUUAGAAUUGGCGUUAUUUUAGUUUAAGCAUAGUUUUCAUUGACGGGUGUGUACCACAGUUGUACCUACAGAAUAUAAGGUGCUCAGUUUUUGUCUUUUUGGACUAGCAUUCUAGAAAUUUUUGGUCCCUACUCCUGUAUUAAAAGUUAAUGUUUGCCGCUCUGCUUUUAUUAAUUUUAUCGCUAGUCCAGAUACUAACCGUCUUGUUUAUGAAGAGUUAACUAAAUAUUGUAGCCUAUUGAAGUUUCUUAAAAUAAGUUUGGUAUCGUUAAGAGACAUGGGACAACCUAACAUGACAUGGACAUGGGACAUUAACUUUCGUGAAUAAUGACCCUAUAAUAUUGUUUAAAAACCAAAAAAUAAAAGUGUUAGCGUAUAUACGAACAAUGUAUUUAACAGUGCUUUUUAUAUUAGGAAAAUAUUUACAUAAGAUCUUUUGAAAAAAAUUGGUCUUGUGUACAUUCGCCUUUAUCCUGAUUGUUACAUUUUAUUUAUUACCAAGUAAACAUAUUUUAGUUUUGA